AUGGCCGAGGAGGACAUCGAUCAUCUAAAUGACAUAGAAACACAAUACUUGAAGUUGCAGCAGAAGAAACUGCGCAUCCAGAUCAAAGAAAGAGAACUAUUCUUCAGGAUUCAAGAUCUGCAUGUGAAAUCAAGAGAUACGGAAAACAUCAACAGGACCAUUAACACCAUGUUGCACUCAGAGAAAUCUCUCGAAGGAAGUCUGAUCAUCCUUAAGGAUGGACUAGCAGGAAUGAUGGUAAUGAAAUUUGGGCCUCCCUCGUAUCUCUCAGGAUUAAAAAAAAUGCAGAUGAAUCAUGGUGACCCAGACCUUGAUACUAUUCACAGUGCUCGAGAGAAGUUGUAUGAGCAGAAGGACAGGAUGAAUGUACGGGAGGAGAAACUCAACGCUCGUUUGGUGAAGGCUGGAGAACGUCUGGCGAAGGACGGUGAAUUGGCUCUUUUCACACAAGCUUCGAAUAAAGUGGCCCUGAAGACGCUCGUAAGUAUGCACCACGACAUCGAAAAGUUGGGGAAAGUCUUGGUAGCUGCUGAAUUGGAAGAGGACUAUGAUAUGAAGAGUAAUGAUGAUGACCAGGAUGGAGAUGAGAACCAGGAUCUGAAUGAACGUAAACGUGGGUAUCAAAGUCAGGAUGAGGAUGAGUAA
This is a messenger RNA of Bacidia gigantensis, 645 nucleotides long. RefSeq lists its product as uncharacterized. The coding region runs from base 1 to 645 and encodes 214 amino acids. The record is from RefSeq and is a predicted model, not a curated record. The transcript has 4 exons. NCBI's taxonomy places the organism in Eukaryota, Fungi, Ascomycota, Lecanoromycetes, Lecanorales, Ramalinaceae.